GGUAGGUAAGGCGGAGCGACGUUCUCUCCUGUUCUGGGCCUGAUAGAACGAUAACAUUUACCGUAAUCUGAAAGGCGAAAAGGAGAGCCGCAUUUUCUCCAACAAUCCUGAACAUUGCAUCCUUCUAGCCUUAACUGUGGACACUGAACUUCAGAGCUAUAGUCCAAAAUGUCCACUGUUUACUAAAAGCACACUGAGCUCCAGCCUGCAGCAGUUAGGUGUGACCAUGGAAACUGAUGCCGAGGUUAUUCCUAUUUGGCAGAACAAGCCUCAUGGAUCCACCCGAAGUGUGGUGAGGAGAAUCGGCUCCACUUUGCCCCUUAAGCCCUGCCCCAGGGCAUGCUUUCAGGAACUUCCAGGCCUCCCCCCCCUGAGGCCCAUGGACGGUCCCAUGGUGCCCACCUUGGCAGACAUCGCCUGGAUCGCAGCUGAUGAGGAGGAGACAUACGCCAGAGUUCGGAGUGACUCGCGCCCCCUGAGGCACGAGUGGCGGCCAACACCCCUGCUGGUGCUCCACAGGAACUCCUCCGUGCCCAACUUCCGCCGCGAGGGCAGCAAGAAGAUGGAAGGUCUGAGGAAGCCAGGAGUGACGGCCAUGAACAGAACCACGGCCUUGCAGGACGAGCUCAGCAGGCUACGUUCCCAGAUUGCCAAGAUCGUUUCCAACGACACUGGCUCCAACCCCAUGACCCCUGACCUGCUCUCCCCUGACGACACUAGUAUGAGUUUCUCCUUGGCGCCCUUCGAGACGGCACCAUACCAGCCUGCCGCCACUGCUGCAGCUUCCUUCGUCAUCAGUGAUGUCACCGAGGAGGAAGAGGAAGACGACGAGGAGGAAGAUGAUGUGGUGUCCGUCGUAUCGGAGCUGGUGCCCGACCCCCUACCACCAGUGUCCAUGACCGCCUCAGCCACGUUCGACCUUGACCGCCCCAGCAUGGAGUUCCGGGAGGCAGAGGAGGACACGGUGUCCCUCUCCAAGUCCACCAGCUUUGCUGAUGUCAUGGACAUCCUGAAAGACAUGAACCGAAUGAAGAUGAGCAAGGACAGAUACAACAGAGGCUGUACAUCGCUGAGAGAGGAAAACUCUGCUUCCCUAAUCUCUGAGGCUCUGAGGAAGAAGUUUACACUGAAGGAUGAAGACAUUGGUGGUGUCAAACGGAAGUAGCCCUAGCAAGUCGCCCUUCUUUUCCACUCCAUGCCUUUGCCUGUGGACUGUGUUACCAUGGAGACCCAUCAUCACCUCAUUGCAAACAGCAAUCCACCAGCCAGGCCAAAUGUAAACCCAACUCCAUUACAAGGAAAUAGAGGACCCUUACAUCCCUCUUCUAUACCAAUUAAACCUCUCUCCCACCCUUCCUCACACUCUUUCUGCCAAUGUAACUCACUAAAAGAAGCUUGUUUCAUCACAUUGAUAUGAAGUUAACGACACGCGGAGUCUUUCGUGUCCCCUGUAGCGAUGAAUACUUCUGGGAUCUCACAUCCCAGCUUGACAGAUUAUCUUGAGUAGAUGUGUUAGGCCCAUCAGACUAACUCUACUGCUAGAUCUACUCCAUAAUCAUCCAACUACACGCUUGGUUCAUUCUCUUGUGGUCCACCCAUAGUACCAUAUAGUGAGUGAGUUCUCAAAGGUGUUUGCUUGCUCCAGCAAACUGAUGGGACUCAACAGAAAAAGGACGAACCUUUCAGACAGAGUUUUUGUUAAAGUAAAAUAACAAUCCUUCUAUACAGACUUGAAAAGGUUGUGUGUAAACAUGACUGGCUACAUGUGUGCACAUAAUCUUCACAUUUUCAGUUAUGAUCUAUAUUUGCAUCGCGACAUUGACUUUACAGUCAUUGCAACUUGUAUAGCAUUUCAGAUUGGUUGUUUGCCGUCACCUUCUGACACACCCCCAACUCCAAAGCACCACACCACUGGGAAAAAAUAGUUGGCUUUGGGGUUCUCAAUGAUGGAGCCUGACUGAGGGCCGCUCGGGGGCAAAUGUAACUCACUCUGUAUCAGUGGAUGAAGAAAACUGGCUAACAGAAUUAUAUUGUUUGAAGUGUGCCCUGUAUGAUACAUUAAAGCAUGUGAGAUUUGGUUGUUGUUUGUCGAGGCAGCACUUUACUUCACGGGCCUCUACAGUGACUCAAAAGAUCAGUAAAUAACUAAAUAUGUGAAUGUUGCAAAACCAUAAAUAUGAGGGCAGUUUUUUUGUUGCUUGCUAAUGGUCAAUUGAUUAUCAUUAGGUAGCUCCUACAAAUAAAGUGCUGCCUCUGUAUAUUACCAACUGUAGUGUGACUGAGUUAUCCUCCCUUGUGUGCUGCUGUUGUGCUGAACCUGCCUGCUAGUUGAAUACAGACACGUGUUCAUGUUUUGAGUGGGCUGUAGAAAACUCCAGAUUUCCCUACCGUGAGGAUUGUGUGGCUCCUUGUUUUUAGGCAACUGCAACAUCACCCCUUCAUAGGGAUUUACUAUGUACCAGACAUUUGUGUGAAUAACGACAUCUCCUGUUGACGCCUUACUACAAACCUAUUGCCUCUUCCAAUGACUGAACUUUUUGCUUUAAUUAUUGGCUGAUGAUGUGCCACGAGUUUGCUUUCUUUUAUCUUCCCUCCACCUUAGUUCUUCCUCUGUUUCUGACAUGUUUUCACUCAAUGUUCCCUCUUUGCUACUAGAACCUGUGUCCCCACAACCCAUCGGGAGGUUUAAGAACCGUGCUUAUAAUAAGCAUUCGUUGCAACUGCUUGUAGAGCCAACUCCCUGUCUCCUCUUAGACCUUCUGCUCUUUUGGUUGCUCUGGUGGUGGUCUCCAACCAUAUCAGGAUAGUCUGGGUGUAAAUAAUUUGGAGCUGAGUGAAUUACAGGUCAUUUUUUAGUCGCUGACAACCUUGUAUGGUCCUUGCCAUGUCAUCUACAUGGAUGAAGAAGAAUAAUUUUCCCUGUCGUGUCUCUGUACACUGUAACUGUCAGUUGUCUUUUUUGUGUUUGAAUUUCAUGGUUACUGUCCCCCAGUCUUUUUCAAUAUUCCCAUUUCAAGUGUUUGACAGCAGUUGAACUGAGGCCAAGUUAAGCUAUGGCCAUAUAGAACUUAUGGAUUGAUAUGAUUUGUUUUUAUAUGGUUCAGUGGUUGAGUGGAGUGACUUCAUGAGAACCUGAUUAAGAGAACUGGUGAGACCUCUAGUCCCACAAAAGAAAUUUAUGGAUUUUCUUAUUUUGUCAUCAAUAUUUUACAACUGUCUUUUAUGUUAUAUGUUUAUUCAAGGUAAACCACCUGAUAAGCUGUCAUCAUAUAUCUGUCUGCCGCCAAACUGAAAAACUUUUUUUUGAUUGUCUUGUGUUGAAAACAAAUAAAAAUGGGCUGUUGUUUUGAA
Molecule: messenger RNA, 3351 nt
Organism: Osmerus eperlanus (European smelt)
Lineage: Eukaryota; Metazoa; Chordata; Actinopteri; Osmeriformes; Osmeridae
Gene: mtfr1l
Product: mitochondrial fission regulator 1-like
Exons: 8
Coding region: 227-1165 (312 amino acids)
Biological process (GO): aerobic respiration; mitochondrial fission
Cellular component (GO): mitochondrion
Source: RefSeq, a predicted model, not a curated record